Messenger RNA from Corylus avellana, 1791 nucleotides. RefSeq names its product phytolongin Phyl1.1. Gene Ontology annotation, cellular component: membrane. The record is from RefSeq and is a predicted model, not a curated record. Lineage: Eukaryota; Viridiplantae; Streptophyta; Magnoliopsida; Fagales; Betulaceae.
AUGCUCUCUCUCUCUCUCUCUUCCUCUCCAAUUAUUUCUCUCCCGAGCUUCUGAAGCAACAUCUUUUGAAGGAUUCUUUAGAGCUUGACUUUACAAGAGGGCAUGCCAUGGCAAAGUUGUGUUUUUGUUGUUAUGUGAGUGUUUGUGAUUUGUGAAGAUCGCUAGGCAGGUAUGAGAGAUUUCAUUCUUGCUUUUGAAUACUUAGCUGAGGGAUUCUGUUGGUAUUUAUUUGAGGCUUUUGACUUUAUAGCAGAUGAAUUACUGGCAUUUUAUUUGGUUAUUGCCUCUUUGGUUGAGGGAUUUAUUGGGUUCUUCUUUUGCCAAAUCCUGAUUGCAUAGAUUCUUCAGCACCCGACCUUCUACAUUGAAAAGGGAAUAAUAGAAAAGGUAUUGCAGAGCCCUAUAUUAACAGUUUUAAUUAAUCUCAGGCUUUUAUGGUGAUGAGAGCGCUUGGUGUGUGGUAAAGUCAAGUGGGUGUUGACGAUCUGGAACCUGGAAAGAAAGAAACAAGGAUAAUACAGAGUGUAUUUUAUCAUUCUAAGCUAGUUUUUCAAGUGGAAUUGGCUGCAGAGUAAAGUUGAGGGAGUUUUUAUCACCAUUGUAAUGGAAACGAUUCAGAAUACAGUUUAUUACUGUUGCGUUCAAAGGAGUAACAGGAUUUUGUACACGUAUAGUGGCGGAGCCCAUGAAAUUGAAAAUUUGGCUGCUUUGUGCUUGGAAAGGGCUCCCCCAUUCCACAAGUGGUAUUUUCAGACAAUGCAUAAAAGGACUUUUGGGUUUUUGAUGGAAGAUGGUUAUGUUUAUUUCACAAUUGUUGAUGAGGGUCUGGGUAACUCAGGUGUUCUUCAGUUCCUGGAGCAUGUGAGAGAUGAAUUUAAGGUGGUGGCUAGAAAAGGUUCUAGGGGAAGUUUCUCAAGUAUUAACUCAAUUGGCAUGCAAGAACAGUUAGUGCCUGUCAUUCGCCGCUUGAUCACCUCGCUGGAGAAUGUUUCUCAAAGCAGGAGUGAUUGGACAGCUGAAACACCUUCAUCACUUCAUGCAGGUCUGUCUCCAUCGCCAAGUAAUGCAAAUGGACAAAUUGAAGCUGCGAGUUCUACAAAAGCCCCUUUGUUGGGAAAAUCUAGCAAGCAAGAGAAAAAGAAGGCUAAGGAUCAUGUGAUUGGAAUGAGAGACAUUGAGUUGGACGAGCACCGAAGAUCUACAGAUAGAGGAGUCAAGGCUGAUUUGGAAACUCUGGAUUCUAAUAACCAAGGUGGAGUAAGUUCCUCGGUCUCAUUACAGAAGGAUUUAGGCUCACUGAGGGUCAGACCAGGCUCUCAAAGUAUUCGUAAGAAGUGGUGUCGCCAAGUACGGAUUGUUCUUGCCAUUGAUGCAGCUAUCUGUGUAAUACUGUUCGUGAUCUGGUUAUUGAUCUGUCGUGGUAUUUCAUGCCUUCAUUGAAAGAUUUGUCAUUUCUGUGAGACUUUAGAACUAAAGUACGGUUCCAAAUGUAAGCUGGAAUCAUGACUUGGAAGAUUCCAAUCCAAAUUCUUUAAAGAAUAGGUUCUGCAGGGAAUGAAUGAGUGAAAGCUACGGACCAAUUUGUCCAUGAGAUUUAAUAUAUAUCUGAAGGUAUGCCCCUUAAAACUAAAAUUCAAUGGGAUCAGAUCUAGGAAACACACUGUAUAGUGUCAUUGCUUUUGCAUGUGUAUAUCAAAUAUCCAUAAGAUUUUCAAGUUCUUGGUUCUGAGUGAUUCUAUAUUCUGAUUGCCGAUAUAAGAGAUGUUUUGUAAUCUCAGAAUUUGCUUGUCA